CAUCAUCAUCCAUCUAUCUAUUACUUGGAAAAUAAAAAGAAAUUUAUCAAAUUACUAAUAUAAAAUAAUAUAAAUAAUAAAUAAAAAUGGCAACAACAACAAGCGGCAGUAUUAGUGGUGGUAGUAGUUUUGAUAUAACCGUUAUGGAAUUACGUGAAUUAAUGGAUUGUCGUGGUCAAGAAACAAUAUCAAAAAUACAACAAAAAUAUGGUAGCGUUUUGAAUUUAUGUCAAAAAUUACGUACAUCACAAAAUGAAGGUUUAAGCGGUGAACAACAAGAUCUUGAAUUAAGGAAACAGGUUUUUGGUGCCAAUGUGAUACCCCCAAAACCGCCAAAAACCUUUUUGCAAUUGGUUUGGGAAGCAUUACAAGAUGUAACAUUGAUUAUACUUGAAGUUGCUGCCAUUAUUUCAUUGGCACUUGCCUUCUAUAAGCCUCCUGAUACCAGUGAUGACGAAGACUCAACGGGCGGCCCAUUACAGGAAGAAAGUGAAGCCGGUUGGAUUGAAGGUGCUGCCAUUCUUGUCUCCGUAAUCAUUGUGGUUAUAGUCACUGCCUUCAAUGAUUAUACGAAAGAACGACAGUUUCGUGGCCUACAAAAUCGUAUCGAACACGAGCACAAAUUUUCUGUUAUUCGUAAUGGUGAAGUGAUUCAAUUGCUCGUUUCUGAUUUAGUUGUUGGCGAUAUCUGUCAGGUUAAAUAUGGUGAUCUAUUACCAGCCGAUGGUAUUAUCAUACAAAGUAAUGAUCUUAAAGUGGAUGAAUCAUCAUUGACCGGUGAAUCGGAUCAUGUGAAAAAAGGUCUUGAUUAUGAUCCAACAUUAUUCUCCGGUACACAUGUGAUGGAAGGUAGUGGCCGUAUGGUUGUUACCGCUGUCGGUAUUAAUUCACAGGCCGGUAUUAUAUUUGCCCUUUUGGGUGCCGCUCAAACCGAAGAUGAUGAACAGAGAAAGAAAGCUAAAAAAGAAGCAAAAAAGAAAAAGAAAAGGAAAAGUAUUGUUUCGGCCGAUGAAGAAGCAGGUGAAUCUGGUGGUGUUCUUGCCGGAAAUGUUGCUAUCGGCAGUACUGGUGGCAAUUCACAUCCAUCCAAUAUGAUGAGUAUGAAUGCAAUUGGACCAUCAAUGGCCGCACCACAACAUGGAGCCGAUUUAUCUGGUUUACGAUCAGUCGAUAGUGCUGGCAGUGGUGCACUUACCGAUUCAGCAUUAACCGAUAGUGAUCAUCGUAAAUCUAGACAAGAUGAAGAAACAUCGAAUCCUCGUAAAGAGAAAUCUGUGUUACAAGCAAAACUAACCAAAUUAGCCAUCCAAAUCGGUUACGGAGGAUCGGCCAUCGCAGUGUUAACUGUAGUCAUAUUAAUAUUACGUUUUGUGAUCAAGAAAUUUGUCAUUCAAAACAAACGUUUCAAAAUGAUGUAUAUGCAAUAUUUUGUAAAAUUUGUCAUUAUCGGCGUCACCGUUCUUGUUGUUGCUGUGCCUGAAGGUCUUCCAUUGGCUGUAACAUUGGCUUUGGCCUAUUCAGUCAAAAAAAUGAUGCAUGACAAUAAUCUGGUCCGUCAUUUGGACGCUUGUGAAACAAUGGGUAAUGCUACGGCCAUUUGCUCAGACAAAACCGGCACAUUGACAACUAAUCGUAUGACGGCCGUACAAUGCUAUUGCUGUGGUGUUCAUUAUAAACAGAUUCCCAAAUUUGAGCAAUUGCCCGCCAAUCUUUCCAACACUUUAAUCGAGGCAAUUGCAUUCAAUAGUGCUUAUACAACUAGAAUUAUGCCGCCUGAUAAUCCGGGUGAUAAUCCCAAACAGGUUGGCAACAAAACUGAAUGUGCCCUUCUUGGUUUCGUUUUGGAUCUUGGUAAAGAUUAUCAAGCGUUACGUGAUCGAAUGCCCGAAGAAAAAUUAUAUAAAGUUUAUACAUUCAAUUCGGUCCGUAAAUCUAUGUCGACCGUCAUACAAUUACCAAACAAUGAAGGUUUUCGUGUGUUCACCAAAGGAGCUUCCGAGAUCAUAAUGAGACGUUGUAUGUUUAUAUUUGGUAAAGAUGGUACCUUGUUACGAUUUCCAAAAGAAGAACAAGAUAAAUUGAUUAAAAAUGUGAUCGAACCAAUGGCAUCGGAUGGCCUUCGUACAAUCGGUGUUGCCUAUAAAGAUUUUGUUCGACGUAAACCAUCAUCAGCCAAUGAAAUACAGAUUGAUGGUGAACCUAAUUGGGACGAUGAAGAUUAUAUUCAAACACGUUUAACUUGUUUAGCUAUUGUCGGUAUUGAAGAUCCUGUCCGACCUGAGGUGCCUGAUGCUAUUCGUAGAUGUCAACAAGCUGGUAUAACUGUUCGUAUGGUGACUGGUGAUAAUGUCAAUACAGCCCGAUCGAUUGCAACCAAAUGUGGUAUCGUUAAACCGGGUGAAGAUUUUCUUGUACUUGAAGGCAAAGAAUUUAAUAAACGUAUUCGUGAUGCACGUGGAGAAGUACGACAAGAAUUAUUCGAUAAAGUAUGGCCACGUUUGCGUGUAUUGGCACGUUCAUCACCGUCCGAUAAAUAUAUUUUAGUCAAACACAUUAUUGAAUCGAAGCUCAAUCCAAAUCGUGAAGUUGUUGCCGUCACUGGUGAUGGUACCAACGAUGGCCCAGCAUUAAAGAAAGCGGAUGUCGGUUUUGCUAUGGGCAUUGCCGGUACCGAUGUUGCGAAAGAGGCUUCUGACAUUAUUCUUACUGAUGAUAAUUUCUCCAGUAUUGUAAAAGCUGUAAUGUGGGGUCGUAAUGUUUACGAUUCGAUUGCAAAAUUUUUACAAUUUCAAUUGACCGUCAAUGUUGUCGCUGUGAUUGUGGCCUUUGUCGGAGCCUGUGCCAUUGAGGACAGUCCAUUAAAAGCUGUACAAAUGUUAUGGGUCAAUUUGAUAAUGGACACAUUAGCAUCACUAGCGCUGGCAACCGAAUUACCAACCACCGAUCUUCUUACACGUAAACCAUAUGGUCGUACGAAACCAUUAAUUUCUCGUACAAUGAUGAAAAAUAUUAUUGGCCACGCUAUCUAUCAAUUGACCGUCAUAUUCUUCCUAUUAUUUGCCGGUCAUCGAUUUUUCGAUAUUGAUUCGGGUCUUGGUGCCGAAUUGAAUGCCCUACCAUCGCAACAUUUUACCAUCAUUUUCAAUACGUUUGUCAUGAUGACAUUGUUUAAUGAAAUUAAUUCACGAAAAAUACACGGCGAACGAAAUAUUUUCGAAGGUCUUUUCACUAAUCCCAUUUUCUACGGAAUUCUAUUUCUCACUGCCUUUGCUCAAGUGAUUAUCGUCCAAUUCGGUGGUCGACCAUUUAGCACAGCCUCACUGACACUAGAGCAAUGGGCAUGGUGUAUAUUUUUCGGUGUUGGCGUGUUAGUAUGGGGACAAUUAAUCACAACGAUUCCGACCAAACGAAUACCUAAACAAUUUUCAUGGGGUAGUGGUCCACCCGAAGAGAUAAUGGAUGCGACAAGUUCAUUGGUGGAAGACGGUUCAUCCGGUUCAUUAUCACAGGAUGUCAAACGUACUGGCCAAAUAUUAUGGAUACGCGGAUUAACACGUCUGCAGACUCAGUUACGUGUUGUACGUGCAUUUCGUUCAACAUUAGAAGAUAUGGAAGAAAGACGUUCAUGUCAUUCAUUACAUAAUUGUUUACGUCAAUCACGUUCACAUCCAAGUCAAUUACGUAGUAGUUUUUCACAAUUUCCAAUGGCUAUUACAAAUAUUAAUGAUAUGAUGAUAAUGACAACAACAACAACAACAACAACCGUAACAGCUAAUAAUCAAACACCAUCAAUCAUUUAUAGUAAUAAUAAUUCAACAUCAAGUAGUCAUAGCCAAUAUUUAAGUACAUCAGCUAGUUAUGGUGUUGGUGGUGGUCAAAUAUUGAUUGAUCAACAGCCACAAAGUCGUCAUCAUUAUCAUCAAAAACAACAACAAUCAGUCAAUCCAAAUUAUUCUUAUACAACAACAAAAUCUGCCUCACAACAACAACAAAUGCCAGUUGUGCCUGCAAUAUUACAGCCAACAACAACAACAAUAUUAUCGAAACAAUCGGCCAAUCUAAUAAAACAGCCACAUAUGAUGAUGAUGAUGUCACCAACAGCAUCAACAACAUCAGCAGCAGCAAUAUCACAACAAUCAUCGGUAAAUAUUCGACCACAACCAGGUAUACCAUCAGCUGUACCUGGUACUAUUGUUACUUAUACAGUUGUUAGGCCUUUAAAUCCACAUAAAGAAUUACGUUCACAUCAAUCAAUUAAUGUGCCUAUAGAAUAUGAUGAUUCUAUUACUAAUAUUGAUGAUUUAAAUAUUGGGACUGGUCAACAAAAUCAAUCGAAACAAAAAUUAUCAGAAACUACAGAAAUGGGUCAGAAAAAUGAUAAUAAUGAUAAUGAUGUUGGUGUUGAAAAUCAAACAAUCGAUUAUCGUCAUAGAUCUGCAUCACAACAACGUUUACAAGUUGAACGUUCACGUUCAGCACCAUAUUCAAUGUUAUCAUCAUCAACCGAUGUUUAUCAUCAUAAUCAACCACAAUCAAAUUUAUCAACAUCACAACAACAACAAGGUGUUCAAGCUUAUUAUCAUAUUUCAUCACCAUUAUCAGGUCAUGUUAGUUCACAUUCAAGUACAAGUAGUCUUGGUGGUGGUAUUCAACAUGGUGGUGGUGGUGGUGGUGUUGUUGUUGGUGGUGAUAAUCUAAUGAUGAUGAUGGCCAAUACUUCUUCUUCAUUAAUACGUCGACAUAGUUCCAAUUUUAGUCAUAGUUCAAGUUGUUGUUCAUCCGAUAAUGAUAAUGAUGAUUUUACCGGUAGUAGCCGAUCAAUAAGUGUUUUAAGUAAUACUAGUAUAAGUUGUAGUAGUGGUGAAAGUGGUGGUCAUCAUCAUCAUCAUCAUCAUCGUCAUAAAGGAAGUGGUGGUAGACGAAAAAGUCAUUCAUCCGGUCAUCAUCAUCAUCAUGGACGACAUUAUUCACAACAACCAUUACAUCAUCAUCAUCAACAUCAUCGAUCACAUUCAGAUCGACAUCGAUCUAGUUCUUAUCAUCAUCAUCAACAAAAAUCGAAUCAAAAACCAGAAGUAAUAUCAUCAUCUGGUCAUCAUCAUCAUCAUCAUCAUCAUAGACAUCAUCGACAUCAUGGACAUCAUGAUGAUGAUGGCCAUCAUCGUCAUCAUCAUCACCAUCAUCAUCCACAAAAAACAAGACGAUCAUCAUCAUAUCGAGAGCAAAUCGAAAUAUCCAAAAAUUAUGUGCCCGUAAGCCCACGAAAAACUAGCCAACAACAACAACAUUUACAAAUACCGGAUUUGGAUCCUCAAUCUUCACAUCAUCAUCAUCAUCAUCAACAUCGUCGUCAUUCACAUUCAAGAUCACGUUCAAGAUCAAGAUCACCAUCAACAACAGGAUCGACACAUCAUCAUCAAAUUGCUGCCAAAACUAUUUCUAGCCCUACUACUAAUAUUCAAUGUGGAUUAUCAUCAUCAUCAAGACGAUCAUCACGUAGUCAUCGAUCAAGAUCACCAUCAAGUGGUGGUGGUGGUGGUGGUGGUGAUCAUUAUCAUCAUCGUCAUGGAAGUGGUGGUAGUGGCGGAAGUGGUCAACAUCAACAUCUUCAUGCUCAUCAUCAUCAUCAUAGUAGACAUCGACAUUCAUCAACAGGUGUUGUUGAUAAUGAAAGUAGUAAUUUCAAACAACAACAACAAUCAUCUACCACUAUUGGUGAUCAAAUGUUAACACCAUCAGCAACAAUAAUAACAUCUGUACGUCGUCGAUCAUCGUCGACAGUUGCAAAUAAUCCACUUAUACAAGGUUAUCAUUUAUUAACUGAUCCACCAAUAUCUGGAUCUGGUAAUCGUUUACAUCAUCAUGGCCAUAAUAAUAAUAAUAAUAAUAAUAAUAAUAAUCAUCCACCACAUGAAACAAUUAUUUGACAACGAAUAAUAACAACCGC
Dermatophagoides pteronyssinus (European house dust mite) is the source of this 5947-nucleotide messenger RNA. It is a transcript of the gene PMCA, whose product is annotated as plasma membrane calcium-transporting ATPase 3. The record is from RefSeq and is a predicted model, not a curated record. Gene Ontology annotation, cellular component: plasma membrane; intracellular membrane-bounded organelle. Gene Ontology annotation, biological process: regulation of cytosolic calcium ion concentration; calcium ion transmembrane transport. Gene Ontology annotation, molecular function: ATP binding; P-type calcium transporter activity; ATP hydrolysis activity. Lineage: Eukaryota; Metazoa; Arthropoda; Arachnida; Sarcoptiformes; Pyroglyphidae.